Paramecium primaurelia is the source of this 744-nucleotide messenger RNA. The record is from the annotation of a GenBank genome assembly. NCBI's taxonomy places the organism in Eukaryota, Ciliophora, Oligohymenophorea, Peniculida, Parameciidae.
CGCCAAUAAUGGAGAAAUAAAAAAGAAAGAAGCAUGGAGCACACAAUGAAUCUAAGAGUUUAUGGAAUUACACAUUAUCUCCAGGUUGGUCCUAGGAAGAAGUCAAAAUACUUAAACUUGCAUUAUAGAAAUUUGGAAUUGGAAAAUGGAGAAGCAUCAUAUAAUCAGAAUGUUUACCAGAUAAAUCUAUUGGAUAGAUUUAUAUAUAAACUUAAAGAAUGCUUGGAUAAUAAUCAUUGGGAGAUUUUAUGGGUAUUGAAUUAAUAGUUAUCAUAUAGGAUUAUAGAUUGAUUUAGAAAAGGUUUGGAUAGACAAUAAUUAAAAAAAAGGAGUAAUGAGAAAAAAUGGAUGUGUUAUUAAUACAGGAGAUAAUCCAAAUAAAGAAGAAAGGAAAUAAAGAAUUGAAGAAAAUAGAUAGAAGUAUUCCAUAUCUUUAGAUGAAGUAAGAAUAUUUGAGUAUGAUGUAAGAUUAAUAAAAUAAAGUUGCCUCGCUUUAAGAAUGAUUGUGUAGCUAAAUAUUUCACAAUUUAAGAAAUAGAAAAUGAUUAAUUUACAACUAUAGAAAAAUUAUAACAUUUUGUAAACCUUGAAAUAGAGAUUGAUAAAAAACUUAAAAAGAUUUUACUUAUGAAAUAAAAUACAAAUGGUAUUUGUUAAGUUAAUGGUAAUAAUAAUCAUAAUAAUAAUAAUCAUAAUAAUAAUAAUAAUAAUAAUGGUAAUAAUCACUUAGAUGAAUAAAAAUGA